Molecule: messenger RNA, 1017 nt
Organism: Penicillium diatomitis
Lineage: Eukaryota; Fungi; Ascomycota; Eurotiomycetes; Eurotiales; Aspergillaceae
Product: PP2C family serine/threonine-protein phosphatase
Exons: 4
Coding region: 1-1017 (338 amino acids)
Biological process (GO): protein dephosphorylation
Molecular function (GO): cation binding; protein serine/threonine phosphatase activity
Source: RefSeq, a predicted model, not a curated record
AUGUCGUCCUCGGAUGCCCUGCUCCUUUUCGAUGUCGGAGCUAGUCAAGCUCAAGGAAGCAGAAAGUUCCAAGAAGAUCGAUACACGACAAUCUUGCCGGAACACUUCCCAGUCAACACGAAUGAGAAUCUCGCCUUCUUUGCAGUCUACGAUGGCCACGGCUCUGAUGCAGUCGCGGAGCAUGCGAGCCAACAUCUGCACCAUCUCCUGGCUCAACGAACCGAGCUUCCUCGCGGAGACUAUGCCAUUGCCAUCAAAGCAGCUUUGGCUGACGAGGACGCACUCUUGCUGGAGAGAUUCCAGCACGAGUCCGUUGAGCCGGCCAUGUCCGGAUCGACCGUGGCCAUGUGCUUGAUCAAUCUGACCGAGGGAGAACUAGUGGUCUCCAACCUGGGUGAUUCACAUGUCGUGAUGGCGGAGCGAGAUCCCAGGACCGGAGCUCCCUUCCACAUUGUACGGAUUGUGCCAUCGUGGUGGUGGAGUCCAGGCCCAAAGACCAUCAUGCUAACCUUCAUGGGGGGUUGUCAUCUACAGCGUCGACUCACCGAGGCACACAAGCCCGAUACUCCAAGCGAGCAGGCCCGGAUCAAAGAGGCAGGAGGAAUUGUAGAGAAACGAAAUGGGGUGUCUCGACUCGGAUCCCUGAAUAUGUCCCGUGCGCUGGGCGAUUUGCAGUACAAAAACCCCGUCAAUUCGCUCGGAGAGGAGCAUACAAUGCCUCGAGUGCGACGCGCCUCCUCGUCAUCCACGCCCCAGCGUGGGAACUUCGUUUCCAACGAGCCGUAUACCUCACGACGCAUCUUACAUGCUCAUCGACGGUACCUCCUCGUGAUCGUAUCGGAUGGGGUGUCGGACUAUAUUGACGACACGGUGCUGAUCCAGUACGUGAUGGACUUGUCGCUGCGAGGAAUGCAAGCUACCGAGGUGGCGCAUGACGUGGUCAGUCGUAUGGCUUGUCGGCCGAGGAGUGAUAACGCUUCGUGCGUGAUCGUGAUGCUCAAUGGGCAAGAAUCGUGA